This is a messenger RNA of Paramecium sonneborni, 1782 nucleotides long. The record is from the annotation of a GenBank genome assembly. Lineage: Eukaryota; Ciliophora; Oligohymenophorea; Peniculida; Parameciidae.
AUGAAUUCACCCUUUCGUAUUUCAUCUCCUAAAAGAUCAUCAGCAUGUAAAAGUGAAUGUAAUUAACAUCUCUUUACAAACCAUAAACGUAAAUCUCUUAUAUUAUUCAAUUAAGUCAUCUUAAAAAAACCAAAAGAUAAAGAAAAGCUAGAAGAAACUAUUAUUCAUCUCAAAUUAUAAAUUAAUGUCUUAAAUGAUGACAAUACUAAACUUAAAUUUGAAAUUCAACAUCUCCAAGUAACCUUUUUCAUUUAAUUCAAUUAGAAAUAAAUCAAUAAAUAAGAAAAAGCAUUAUAAAUCAACAAAAAACUUCAUAAUGAUUCGUAGAUCUAAACUCAAUAUAGUAAUUACACUAAAACAUUAAGUGAAGAAAUUAUUAAUUUUUCAUCUUAAACAUGCUCUCUUAUUGCUUAUUCUAAAUAAAUCAAAGAAUUAUAAAAUACUAUUUAAUAAAAAAAUCAAUAAAUUGAAGAUUUAAAAAGAGAUACUAGAAAAACUAGAUAUACUGAAUUGCAAGUAUUUUAAUCCAUUUUAUAAUAGGUUUAAUAUUAAGUUAUUUAAUAAGAAUAUGAGGAAUUAUUAAAGAAAUAUUAAGCUUAAAGACAUCUCAGGUAUUAUCAUAUUUGAUUGUUAAUCUAGUUAAUUUGCAAAUGAUGAUGAGUUAAACAAAGAUAAUAUUUAUCUAUCAUAAUAACUUUAUGAUAAUUAAUAGCAUAUAUAAUAAUAAAAUACAAAAAUUAAAAAACUUGAAACUGAAUUACAUCAAAAUAAUUUUAAAAGAUAAUAGUUUGAAAAGUUAGUUUAAGAAAAAGACAGAGAAUUAAGUUUAACUCAUUUUGAAUAUAGUAAUCCUAAGAAAACUAUUGCUGAUCUUAAUAAAUAAUGGUAAUAACAAUUGGAUCUAUAAUUUAUAUCAUUUCAGAGAUAGGAAUAAAUAUUGAUUAAUAAGUAAUAGCAGAUAGCUGAAUUGGAGAGGAAAAUAAUUGAUUUAGAGCAAUAAUUAUAAUAGAAGGAUUUUUACCAUAAAAAAGAUAUUGAUAAUUUACACUUAGUUAUAGCUACUUUAAAAGACUAAAUCUUUUAGUUAGAGAAUGAAGAUAAAAGGAAAUCUCUACCGGUAAUAGAUUAACCAAAUGAAUCAUCAGAUAGAAAUAAAAAACAUGCUUCUGUAAUAAUAAAUAAGAAACGGAUUUAGAAAGUUAAUUAUCAUGAAAUCUCUUAAAUGUUAUUAGAAUUAAGAAUAAAAUUAAAAUUAAAUGAAAUUCCUUUUAUUAGAUUAGAUUAGUAUAUUUAUUCGAAAUCUGUUAAAGGAUGUUUAGCAUUGUCAGAUUUAAUUGAAACUUUGAAAUAGUAACCUUUUGAAUUGAAUGAUGAAUAAGCAACAUUGAUUGCUAGAUUCGUUAUAGAACCAGAAUAAGAGGAAUGGAUUUAUUAUGAUUUAAACUGUACGAAUGAUAUAGUGAUUUCAAUAAGUAUCUUCAAAAAUCUCAUAAAAGGAUAUGAAUUAAUUUCAUAUGAUGAGCAUAAAGUUCUGUAUAGUCAAUUAUGUUAAGUAUGAAUCAUUUAGAUGUUUAGAUGAUGAAACAAAAUUAAAAUAGAAUAAUAUCUUAUUUGUAAUUAUAGGGAGAUCAUUGUAGUGUUUAGGAAUUCAAGAAAGCUCUUGAAUACAAUGAUGUGAAAUUAUCUCUAAAAUUAGAAGAUUUAUUAAUGAUGAAGAUCUAUGAAUAAUUUAAACAAGUAAGUAAAUUGAAAUACUCUAUAAUAUUUGAUAUAUUAAAAUGA